Salarias fasciatus (jewelled blenny) is the source of this 6946-nucleotide messenger RNA. It is a transcript of the gene nhsb, whose product is annotated as Nance-Horan syndrome b (congenital cataracts and dental anomalies). The record is from RefSeq and is a predicted model, not a curated record. Bases 302 to 5494 code for a protein of 1730 amino acids. The transcript has 13 exons. Gene Ontology annotation, biological process: cell differentiation; lens development in camera-type eye. NCBI's taxonomy places the organism in Eukaryota, Metazoa, Chordata, Actinopteri, Blenniiformes, Blenniidae.
GCAUCCUCCUCACACCACUGACCUGGGCUUAGCUGUGUCCUGCAUGUGUGUGCAUGUGUGUGCGUGUGUGAGCGGGAGUGUGAGUGAUCCCCAGAAACCAGCAGCGGGAUGGAGGAUCUCAAGGAGAAUCUGGGAACUUUGGAUUGACGCCCGGGGAUAGCGCGCGGUCGGCCUGAACAUCAUCGGGCUUCUCGUGGAUUUAUUCAUUUUGGAUGUUGUCUGUUUUCCCCUUUUACCUUUUUCUUCUAGGCAGUGGGAAUUUACAUUUGGCUCACGGUCCCGCUUGUUUUUGGCGUGCAAAAUGCCAUUCGCCAAACGGAUUGUGGAGCCGCAGCUUCUGUGCAGGCACCCGAUCCCCAACGAUGAAGGUCUGCUUUUCGAGGACCUGUGUGCCAUCAGUAAUGUGGUUCUUUCCCGGACCUUGCGACAGCUCUCCGACCUGGCCCGGCACGCCUGCUCCUUAUUCCAGGAGCUGGAAAACGACAUCAUCACCACCAACCAGCGAGUCUGGGUCCUCCAGAACAAAAUAGGCCAGAUCCAGCAGACUGCCAGUGCCCUAGACCCCAAAAAGGAGGCAGUGCCGGUGUCAAACCUGGAUAUAGAGAGCAAGCUGUCAGCUCAUUAUCAGGCUCCAUGGCACCAGCAACACAACGUGUUUCAUCCCUGCACCCGGCCGUCCUGUCUGGAGGAGCUGCACCGGAGCGCUCAGCUCAGUCUCAGAGCUCUACACCGAGACGAGCAACAGUGCCAGCGGUCCACGAGCAGGGAGAGAAACAGGGUGACCAUCUCGAUCUCAGUGGCGCCCCCCAUGCCCACCUUCCCCUCCCCGCACACCAUCCGCAGGCAGCAGAGGAGUCGCCUGGCACGAGCGCAAGAGAGAGCGGAAAGAGAGCGAGAGUUAGACUAUCAACCGAGGAAGGAGAGGACUGUGAGAGAAACUGAGAUCCAGACAGUGCAGAAAAAAGAGAGGCAAGGGAGAGAAGCAGAUAAUCAGACGAUCCAAAGAAAGUUUGAGUGCUUUUACUCACUUCACCCUAUUGAAGGUUGCAUCUUCAUUCCAUGGAACAGAAAGGCUACCUCGGCAGGGGAAAGCGAAGAUGGCGAAGUCUUGGGAGGAAAUCGAGCUAAAGCCCAGGCCCCCAGCGCCCCCACCACCCAGGAUAAACAGACAAACUGGUCAAAGGAAAAUGUUCCACCAUCAGAUCAGAAGGCGUGCGGUGACAGUCAUGCCAUCUCGUCCUGCAUCAUUCCCAUCAACGUCACAGGAGUGGGGUUUGACAGGGAAGCAAGUGCUCGCUGCUCUCUGGUUCACUCGCAGUCAGUUCUUCAGAGGAGAAGGAAGCUGAGGAGGAGGAAGACUAUCACAGGAAUACCCAAAAGAGUGCAACAGGACAUGGAUUCAGAUGAAUCACCCGUAGCAAGAGAACGCACAGUGAUUAUCCAUGCCAACCCCCACCAACUCUCUCUAUGUCAAGAAGACCUCUCAAUCAGUGGUCGUCUUCAUCACACCCGCGAUUCUGGCUGCCAGACAGAUGAUUUCCUUAUAGCAUGUACAGCUGCUCCCUCCAGAAGGCGCAUUAGAGCUCAGCGUGGCCAUCAGGGAAUUCCUGCCUCUCUGUCCCAUUCAACGGGUAACAUUUCCUCCCUGGGUGACCAAUCAGACUCCACAUACACUACGGCUGCAACCCACGGUGGACGCUUGCGCUCGCGCAGUCUUCCACGAGAGGGUGGACGUCUGAUGGACAGCGAUGAAGAUGAUGAUGAUGACAAUUACGACGACGAUGAUGAAGAUGAAGAGCUGUCACCUUACGAAGCAGAGGAUUUUAUUCCACCUGGCCCUAGUCCUCGCAUGAAGAUGAUGUUGAUGAAGGACGAAGAAGAAAGUACAGACGAUCAGGCAGCUCCUGAGCCACUGCAACUUGGAAGCCUAAAACGGAUGCAGCGAUCCGGAGAGAGAGACAGAGGGGGUGGUGGAGGGGGGAGUCCAGAGCAUAGCUGGAUGGAGAGAGGCCGUUCUCGGUUGCCUCGCAAGGCUGACAUGGGUAGCUGUGAGAUCUCAUCCAGUUCCGAUACUUUCAGCAGCCCUAUUCACUCAGUGUCGACAACAGGAGUCCUGGGCAGCCAUGUGGACCACAAGGAAGAUCACCAGUCAUCAAGUGGGAACUGGAGCGGUUCCAGCUCUACCUGUCCCUCACAAACAUCUGAAACCAUCCCACCACCCUCUUCUCCACCCUUGACAGGCUCAUCCCACUGUGAUUCAGAGCUGUCUCUUAACACUGUUCCCAAUGCCAUUGAUGAGGGUUUCAGCCUGGAUCCCUCAUACCAUUCUGACCUCAGACCCCAGGGACAGGGUCACAGAUCAAGCUCAUUCACAUCCUCAGCCACAGACCAGCUGGAUGAUGCUGGGGUCAGUACAGCAAGUGAGGGUGAGUGGACAUAUCCUCCAGACCAAGACCAGAUAGAUGCAGACCAGGACCCCGACCAGACCCAAAACCUUAGCCGGAGUCAUGGGCUAGUUCAGGAGUACAGCUCUAAAAAUAGUCUUGAAGACCAGUCGAGUUUCAGUGACAAAACUAGCAACACCGACAAAGAGGUUGGCUCUCAAUACUCAACUGAUACAGAGGGUUUCUACUCCUCCUCUGUGCAUUUUGGGGAGUGUAAUCAGAGUUACAGAGCAUACACGUAUAACUAUGCAGACCCAGGGCCUGACUGUGCUCAGACCAACACUGUGGCAGCACCACUAACACACGGAGCUUAUCCCCAACGAUCAGCCGACUUCAGAACAGGCACUAUGACCUUGGGAAGGACCUGUCGUCCAUUAAGGAAACCAAAAGUCAAACCUCCACCACCCAAAAGGACCUCUUCACUGAAGGAGACCAGUAGUUAUGUUGACGUUGGAACGGAUACACAGGCCGAUCAGGAUCAACCAAAGAUGGUUAGUGAACAAGACCUGACCUUGUCUUCCACAGAUAUAAAACUGGAACUGGACCUAGAGCUUGGUGGUGCUCCAGAACCAUUACAGACAUCUUGUCUAGUGGCAGAGCCUUUGGGAGCUUGGGGUAUGGGACUAGGUGAAACUGUGGAUAUAGUAGAGCCCAUGUCCUUUAGUUCGGCAGACACGCACUCAUUUAAGGAUGAAGGUGCUGUGCAAUCUGACUAUGCAGACCUGUGGCUGCACAACAAUGAGCUAAAGUCGAACAAUGGUGAGUACACAUCUAUGUCCAACUCAAGCACAGCCACAGGUACUACCGUCAUGGAGUGUAUCAAGUCACCAGACAGCUCUUCCUCCUCCACAGAAACCCAAACCCAGGCCCCUGUUCAGUCCUGUGAGAUUAGGGCCGCCAGUCCACCUCUCCCUCCUGGAGACUUCAAACUUGGCUCGCCAGAAAAGCUGGCUGGCCUUGCAUCACCAUCAAGUGGUUAUUCCAGUCAAUCAGAGACUCCAACCUCAACCUUGCCCUCAUCUUCGGCAGCAUUCUUCCCAGGACCACUAUCUCCUUCAACUGGCAAAAGAAAACCCAAAGUGCCAGAGAGGAAGUCUUCCCUCUCUUCCCUGCAGCACUUCCCCAGAGAUGGAGUUUCCAUUUCUUCUUGCUAUAAAAGAGAUCCUGACUUUCCACCUCCACCUUCCCAGCUUGAUCUUAAUGUUCUUCAUGGUGGCUAUGUAAGACACACACUAUCUCACCGGACACACCACAUGCAUACACUUCACCACAGCAAACACAGAGUUGCAAAUGCUCUAGCCACUGGAACAAAACUUUUGACUCCUGAGGCAACUACGACCAACCCACAAUCAAGUUCAAAUUCGGCCUCAACAAUUCCCAGCUCAAAUCUGCUAGUAAUCACACCAUCGGCUCUUCGUUCAGUACAGCUCCAUCCUAUUAACCAGUCUACUGAUCAGCAGAGUACUUCCACAACAGACCAGGAAAUAAGUUCAACAGAGACUGCUACAAGACCCAAAUGUCCUCCGAUUGGUGCUACAUUGGCUCCCCCGCCUAUUAACACGAGGCCUCUGCCUCCUCGCAGACCACCUCCGAGACCUCCAGGUCAUGACUUCACGUCAUCCCCGGAACAUUCACAACCAACUCCCCCUGGCCGCCACCCCGAUGGGCCACCAUCCUACGAAAGCCUGCUACUCAGACAGGACCGCUAUGGACCUGGAACAUUUUGGGCCAUGACAGCUUUCAGAGCUCGAAUGGACCCAUUGUCAGAUCAUGAGGACAGCUCACCCCUGCAUCGACCGGUGCCACGCGCGCCUCACCCUUCGCCGGUGGAUUUACACACACAUAUCCACUCACACACAGAGUUCAGAGGGCUCACUCACUCAACUCAUGCACAUCCUGAGUUUAGAGUUUUGGGGGAACGGUCAUUUUCCCAGGAUGAUGAUGACGACGAAGAGGAAGAAGAAGAAGAGGAAGAGCCAGUGAAGGAGCCACCUAGGGCUGCAUGUUACAGAGGAGGCAUGCGAUCAGAUCACCCUCCGCCCCCAGCAUAUGAAUUUGCUGGGGGAUCCCACUUAGACUCAGGGCCCUGGGCUAGUCCUGUCAAAGUGCCUGGUAACACACUGGAGACAUCGCAUCCUUACCUAAUCAGCGAUGCAAGGAAAGGAGGACAAGAAGAGCAAGAAGAAGAGGAGGAAGUGACAUCAGGUGCUACCAGAAGUGCCCAUCAGCAUCACCCACAUGAGAGCAAAGACGACUCCACAACUCCUGACACAGAGGAUUACUUCAGUAAAGAUUCCACACCUAGUGAUAAUUCGCUCUCGCCAAUGAUGGAUGACGCCAAAGUGGAUGACGACAUCAUUAUCACAUCACCCAACAAGACCCGAACUACUGAGGACCUGUUUGCAAUGAUACACAGAUCCAAGAGAAAGGUCCUGGGCCGUAAAGAUUCAGGAGAUCUGAACAUGAAGUCCCGCCUAUGCCCACCGCCUCCAGUGCCCCCCAGCAAUGUGUCUACUGUUGUGAUCCCACCGGCCCCUCCUCUCAACAUUCCACCUACUUUAGCCAUGGCUGCAGGUUCACAAAGAGCCCCCGUGCCAAUUUAUCGCAGCGCCAAGAAGUCCAGCACGUCCAACGAGGAGUUUAAACUCCUGCUGCUGAAAAAGGGUAGCAGGUCAGAUUCCAGCUACCGCAUGUCGGCUACCGAGAUUCUGAAAAGCCCCAUCACCCCAAAAACGCCAGGGGAGUCCCUUCAGGAAGGACCCAUCAGGCAGGCUGAGGAACCACCUUCUACACUCCAGGAGCACCCUAUUCCAGGCCUGGAGCCAAUCCAGAUUCCGGGACUUUUUCCCAGGGCAAACUCUGAGAGCUUCACCCCCAAAACCCUCCCUAUGUCAGCUGCGUCUCGGCAGGGACGUUCUCGGAUCCCGCCUGUAGCCAACAGCAGCCGCUAUAGUACACGCAGCCGCCUCUACACAGCCCCCAUGCAAGCCAUUUCUGAAGGGGAGACGGAGAACUCAGACGGUAGCCCCCAUGAUGACAGGUCGUCCUAAAACCACAUGACGGCAGAUGCCGUCCGUUCAUAAAUUUAAAAUGGCCCCUAUUUGUAAUAGCUGAUGUGUAAUUCUUGUGACACACACACACAAUAUGACUGUUGCAAACCUGCACCCAGUUAUGGAUUUACUAAUCUAUUCAAGGGUGUCAAGACUGUUGUGACAUAGUGAAUAAGGAAGGGACGAUUACGAAAAUAUUGAUGAUCCUUAAACACAGUAUUAACUAAUGAAGAGCUCCCUCAUAGCUAAAAGUGUAAGACUUAUUUUGAUUGAACUUUUUUCUUAAAAAAAAUAAUAAUUUUUUAAAAAAAAAAGUCCCAAAUGUUUUUAAAAAAAUCUAUAUCUAACAAAAUAAUUUUUGUGGAGUAAAGACAGACAAAGUGAGUGUGCAUGGAGAAACACAUGCAACAUCCGAUUACAUUUUUACUUCUUGUGUUUUGAAUGGUGUGGAUGUGUCGCUGAGGAACUGCUUUCUUAUAUAUAUAUAUAUAUAUAUACAUAUAUAAAAAAAAAAAUCAAUUCUUAUGGCGGUUAUUUUUCUUUCACCUGAUGGUGUCUGGCAUUAGCCAGACUUCCCAGAGUUCAUACUCAAGAUUCCUGCCAGUAAGCAAGGGUUGUUUCAUUGUGAAAGUGACUAACGACAUGUAAACACAGCACCAACUGAUCUAUUAUAAUUCCAUCUGCAGACCUGGCAUAGAAAGUAUAUCAUGCAGAGCCAAUCAUAUAUUUCUUCACAUAAAAUAUAUCCCAAAAAAAAGAAAAAAAUAACAUAAUGCAUGUAUUUUUGUAAACUUGCACCUCAGAACAUGAUGAUAAAGGUUCAACAUGUUGCAUGACCCUAUAUGGAAACAUCCCCUGGAUCCUGGUUUCUGUUGACAUUUUUGUGGUUCUUUUGUACGAUAAUGAUAACACUUCUUUCAUGGGGAAAGAUUUAAGUGACAUUUGUUCCACAUUGCCAGUGAUCUAAAUUGAUUUGUGUUGGAUUUGAGUGUCUGAAAAGGAGCAAGGGCUUAUGCCUAUUUGUCUGAGAUACAGGCUAAUUUUGGACAAUCGCACAGUGGCCUUUCUCUACUCGAGGUGGUUGUAAGCAGGGCAUUUAUAGAGCCCUGCUCAUAGACAUGGAGCUGUGCCAUGUUCCACCAGAAUUCAAUCACGUACUUAUUUAUACCCAUCCUUAGCACGCUUGAACUGAUUAAAGCUUUCCCAACAGCUGGCCAGUCUUGCUGUGCUAACAUGAAGUGGAAAAGGUGCAUUUCCAAGCAGAUUUAGGUAUACCAUUGAGUGCAGACGGUGAAAAUGCUUUAGAAGGUCCCCAAUCGGUUAGACUUGAGGUUAAUCUGGAACGGUUUCCACGAACCAACCUCACUUUUGCACUUCAUGAUUUUUCAAGAAUAUUCUUGAAAAGAAAAUAUAUCUUAUAAUGAAAUGCAUAUGUAUAUUUGUACUGAAUAU